This is a messenger RNA of Beta vulgaris subsp. vulgaris (sugar beet), 2147 nucleotides long. RefSeq names its product cytochrome c biogenesis protein CCS1, chloroplastic. The coding region runs from base 120 to 1775 and encodes 551 amino acids. The transcript has 8 exons. NCBI's taxonomy places the organism in Eukaryota, Viridiplantae, Streptophyta, Magnoliopsida, Caryophyllales, Amaranthaceae. The record is from RefSeq and is a predicted model, not a curated record.
AACAAGUGUGGAUAAGUAGAUAACGGUUUAUACUUUAUACAACUUCUUUACUCUUUAAAGAAAGAAAAAAUAAGUUGCCGUUAACUCCACAAGCUGAAGAGAAACACACCCACUAAAAAAUGAAGGCUUCAAAUUCCAUCAUCACAAAAUCUUUUCAUCUUCAUCGACCCACCACCUUCAAAUUCCACCAUUUUCAUCAAACCCAGUUACCCAAUUUUCAUAAUGACAAAAAGAUUAGAUUUUUUAGGGUUUGUUGUAAAAUCCAAGUACCACAAAAUAAGAGCAACAAACCCAUUUCCCAGAAAAUUGUAAUUUCUGAUAAAGCUCCAUCUUUGAAUGAACAAGAAGAAGAUAAGGAGGGUGGGGAAAUUCCUCCACCUCCCAAAAAACCAAAUUCUUCAGUAAAUAAGUUAGUGAAGAGAGUACCUCAAAAAGUUUUGACUGCUUUGUCAAAUUUACCACUUGCUAUUGGAGAAAUGUUUGCAAUUGCUGGUCUUAUGGCUAUUGGGACUUUCAUUGAUCAAGGUGAGGCUCCCGAUUUCUAUUUUGAAAGAUUCCCUGAAGAUCAUCCUGUGUUGGGAUUCUUUACUUGGAGGUGGAUUUUAAACCUAGGGUUCGACCACAUGUUCUCAUCGCCAAUUUUCCUUGGAACAUUGGGACUCUUGGCAGCAUCUCUAAUGGCCUGCACUUACACGACACAAAUUCCCCUGGUUAAGGUCGCACGAAGAUGGAAUUUCUUAAAGUCAGCAGAGGCCAUUUGCAAGCAGGAAUUUUCGGAGAAACUGCCCAGAGCCUCAGUUCAAGAUUUAGGUGUUGUUCUUAUGGGGGGUGGAUAUGAGGUAUUCUCAAAAGGACCAUAUUUGUAUGCUUUCAAGGGCCUGGCUGGCCGGUUUGCCCCAAUUGGAGUUCACCUGGCUAUGAUAUUAAUUAUGAUCGGUGCAACUCUUAGUGCAACCGGGAGCUUCAGAGGUUCUGUUAAUGUCCCUCAAGGAUUAAAUUUUGUUGUGGGCGAUGUGCUCAAUCCAAGUGGGUUCCUCUCAAAUCCUACUGAAGCUUUCAACACGGAAAUACAUGUUAAUAGAUUCUCUAUGGACUAUUAUGAGAGCGGAGAGGUAUCACAAUUUCACUCUGAUCUCUCUCUAUUUGACCUUAAUGGGAAGGAGGUGAUGAGAAAAACAAUAAGCGUGAAUGAUCCUCUGAGGUAUGGAGGAUUUACCAUCUACCAAACAGAUUGGGGCUUCUCCGCUUUGCAGGUUCUCAGGAAUGGUGAAGGACCUUUCAAUUUGGCUAUGGCUCCUCUAAAGCUGAAUGGUGACAAAAAACUUUAUGGAACUUUCCUGCCUGUUGGGAAUGAUGACUCUGAGAACGUGAAGGGAAUAUCAAUGCUUGCUCGUGAUCUACAAUCAAUUGUCUUGUACGAUCAAGAAGGAAAAUUUGUGGGGAUUCGACGGCCAAACUCGAAUCUUCCAAUUGACAUUGAUGGCAAUAAGAUUGUUAUUUUAGACGCCAUAGGAACUACGGGCCUCGAAUUAAAGAUUGAUCCUGGAGUACCCAUUGUAUAUGCUGGAUUUGGUGCUCUAAUGCUCACAACGUGCAUCAGCUAUUUAUCUCAUGCACAGAUAUGGGCUUUACAAGACGGAACAACAGUGGUAAUUGGGGGAAAGACAAAUCGUGCAAAGGGGGAAUUCCCAGAUGAAAUGAACCGAUUGCUUGAUCGAGUGCCAGAGCUAGUGGAAAAAUCUCAAACUACACCAUCUGGUAGCAUGAGUGGGUAACUUGCACAUGAAAUACAGUAAUCAGCAUACCAAAUUGAACAUUUUGGGGUGAACGAUAGAAGCUUAGCUCGACAUGAUUCAAAGUAUAGCAUUAAGAGCGCUUACUGCAACUCGACAUCAAUUGCAAGCAAUCAAAGUCUAUGCGCUCUCAUUGAUGAUUUUGGUCCAUAGAUAGUUGUCAAUCUUUUGGGAGUUGGUUCUUGUGGUAUUUGAAGCUUGAGCAAGAAUUUAUCUCAGGUUCUGAAGUCAGUUUAUUUUUCUUCUUAUGUGUUAAUGUAAUACAUACAUAUACCAAGGGUCUACUAGUUGUAUAUUCGGAAGAACUAAUAUAUACAUGAAGGUUGAUAAACUAUUAUACAAAGUUCUUCACUA